Aspergillus heteromorphus CBS 117.55 is the source of this 2364-nucleotide messenger RNA. RefSeq names its product C6 zinc finger domain protein. Gene Ontology annotation, molecular function: DNA-binding transcription factor activity, RNA polymerase II-specific; transcription cis-regulatory region binding; zinc ion binding. The coding region runs from base 87 to 2336 and encodes 749 amino acids. Lineage: Eukaryota; Fungi; Ascomycota; Eurotiomycetes; Eurotiales; Aspergillaceae. The record is from RefSeq and is a predicted model, not a curated record. The transcript has 3 exons. Gene Ontology annotation, biological process: DNA-templated transcription; regulation of DNA-templated transcription. Gene Ontology annotation, cellular component: nucleus.
AAAGAUAGGCUAUCCCAGACCCUGGUCUCCCGGCGCUCGCCCGCAGUCUAGAUACUACGCAUUCCAGAAGGACGUGGGGGUGAAUCAUGUCGAACAUACCCGCCAUGCUUCCUAACGAAGCAUCCCUCAUGUCGCAGGCUGCAGCCGCGCAGCAGCUAAAUCGCUCCUGCGAAUCGUGUCGGGGUUUGAAAGUUCGCUGUCUGCCCGACCCCUCGACGCCAAACCAAUGCCAACGAUGCGCCAAAGCGAACAGGCCCUGUAUUUUCGUGGCGCCCCAGAGGCGGCGACCGCGUAAGCGGACUGAUUCUCGGGUCGCUCAGCUAGAGAGGGAAAUGCGACAGAUGCGUUCUCUGCUCAAGGAUCGGCUACGUGCGGACGACAGCAGUGCGGAAAGCGUAGACAGUGAAAGUUCGCGGGAGCCUGAUCCAGAGCCGGAUUUCAACGAGCCUAUGCCUGCGAACACCGAUCCCCCAAGCAGUGCAUCCGGAUCGACCAGGCACAUGGAUAUGUCGCCCAGCUUCCCGUCAGCCUCUUCGUAUUCAAAUAUCGCAUUUGACGGCAGCGUCGUCGCCGGACCGGUUUCCAAUCCGGUCCCAAUCCCCUACCCACUCGAAGCAAUACCGGAGAGAGAUGUUAUCGACCGGGGGCUGCUCUCACUGGAGUAUGCCACCGAACUGGUGGCCUUUUUUGUCACCGAGCUGACGGCGUUUGCUCCGAUCGUCGUAUUGCCCCCGGACACAACCGCCUCGCAGCUGCGUUGCUCGAAGCCAGUGCUCUUUCUGUCCGUGAUCGCCGCCGCGGCCGUUGCCCUGGACGCCAACCUGGCGACGAUACUCAACCGCGAGCUUAUCCGGAUUUAUGCAGAGCGAUUUUUCAUCAACGGCGACAAGUCUUUGGAGCUUGUCCAAGCGCUGUUGCUCAUGAUCGUCUUCUACUAUCCGCCAGAUUCGCCGUUGAAACUCCAAUUCUAUCAAUACACCCACAUAGCUGCCACGAUGGCUUUAGAAAUUGGGUUGGCCUCGAAGCGCCGCGUGCCCCAGAACCCCAAUCGCAAGUCGAAUAAAAAGGUCGCAUACGACGAGCAGAUGGCGGAACAAGCGAGGACAGUGUUGGGUUGUUACCACUUAACGUCCAUUGUUGCGAUGAAGACGCGCCGGCCAAAUUUGCUUCUUUUCAACGACUGGAUGGAUGAGUGCGUAAAACAUCUGAGUCGCUCACCGAAUGCGAUAGAUAGACACCUGGCCACCAAGUUCGAACUUCAAAGAAUAGUUGACGAAGCAAUGACGUCCUUUGGGCUCGACGACACAAGCUCGACUGCUCCGCUCACAGAGUCGCGCCUCCAGGCCAUCCUGAGGUGGUUUGACAAUCGUAUGCAGUCGUGGAAGAAAGGGCUGUCUAUGGACAUGAACACAGUCCCCAUGAAUUUCGAGUAUCACUAUACCAAUCUUGCCAUAUAUGAGCUCGCCGUUGGUGAAGGCUACCGAGACCCUGAUGCGAUAAAACAGCAGUAUUAUACCCUUCCGUCACCCGACAGCAACGACAGGUCGCCCAGCACGCCAAUGAGUGCCAUUCGCGUAGACAUCACCAUCAAAUGGAUGAACGCAGCCCAUGAGAUGCUCGAUUUUUAUCUCAACUGCGACACGGAUAUGCUGCGCAAGAUCCCGAACCUGAUUUAUACGCGAGUGGGGGUAGCUGUCAUGUCCCUGCUCAAGAUCUACCACUCCGUGAGAUCAGAUGCGCUGGGCGAGUUUGUGACCGCCGAGACCGUAAAUGUGGACAAAUAUCUAGAGGCGAUGACCCGGCGACUAGCUGAGGCCAGCUGUGGUCAGAAGUACAAGAUCCCCAGUCGAUGGUACUUUGUCGUUGCCGUGAAAGCUCGGAAUUGGUAUGAUCGCGUCCAGCAGCAGUACAUGCACAGACAUGCCGGGUACGUUCCUCAGAUGAGCGCUGGCCCCCCGGUAUCUCAGGGCCAUGUCCCGACACAGAUUGCGCUGCAGUUCGACCCGUCCCAGGCGACCGUGUCGCUUGGAAUGAAGGCGGAGGAGUAUUCCUCGGUAACUGCCUAUCAGACGAUGGGCGCAAGCUAUGGGGUCCAGGCAGCAACGGACCGGAUGUGGCCGCCGGAUCAGAGCUUUCACCCCAUGGUCAGCGUGAAUCAGUACGCCGGCUAUGCGCCUCCCAUCUUGCCGUCUCAGUAUAUGUACGAGACACAGCAGAGAACGCCGCCCGACAGCGGCCCGCCGGGCAAUCCUUCGCCUCCACGGACGGGCAUGGAGCUGGAUGAAUGGAUUCCGGACGGGAGUAUCUUUGCGAUGCCUAGCUUGCCUGGAUUUUAGCGGGCGGGAGGAUAAAUGUCGGAAGGCA